Messenger RNA from Stylophora pistillata, 1797 nucleotides. Its product is annotated as transmembrane protein 53. The record is from RefSeq and is a predicted model, not a curated record. Lineage: Eukaryota; Metazoa; Cnidaria; Anthozoa; Scleractinia; Pocilloporidae.
AAGGUCGAAGACAAUCGUACUUUCAAAAUAUUACCCAAUGACGAUGAAAUUCCCUCUGAGGUUUAAAACUUUUGUUGGAGAGUUGAUCCAACAAAGAACUUUCAGUUGUGGCACCUUCUCUAAGGUCAGAGGAGUACUUAACCAUCUGACUGUUGUUAACGGAAACAAAGUGUGUGGAAUGCAAUCUGGUGAAUCCCUAAAUUUAUCUUCUGGUAAGUUUGGGGCAGUCAUCACUAAAACAACAGCAUCAACCCAAGAUACUCCUGUUGCAGUUAUCCUUGGAUGGAACAGCUCUAAAGGAAAACAUCUUAAAAAGUACAGCAAGAUUUUUGAAGACAAGUCCUAUGACACCAUCUGUGUUCCUGCAAAGCCAAUCAACACAUUUCUUAGACCAGGAACCAAGGUUAAAAAAAUUGGCCAUUACAUUUUGGAUCUUUUAGUUGAUCUCAACUGUCAAAAGAGGCCUGUGUUCCUUUAUGCAUUCAGCAAUGGUGGCUGUGCUAUGUUUUUUCAUAUAAUGGAAGCCCUCUCAUAUCCAACCACAGCAUACUAUCAAGCAGUACCAGUUGUUGGGACAAUCUUUGACAGCUGUCCCAUCAAUCCAGACAUUAAAAGUUUGAAAGCCACAAAAGAGAGUGUUACUGACAUGAUCAAAAAUCCAAUUGUUAAAGCAGCAUUAUGGUACAGCAUGACUGCUUUUAUCCCUCCUGUUAUUUACUUAAAUGGUACUGUGAAGCGUUACAUGUCAGGUAUGGAAGAAUCUCCACUUUUAUGCCCACAGUUGAUUUUUUACUCAAAGACAGACAAGUUUGCUCCACACCAGGACAUUGACUUUUAUAUUCAAGCAAGAAGACACAAGGGCAUUCAUGUUACACCCAAAUGCUGGGACAGCUCAGAACAUGUCAAUCAUUACAGAGAACAUACUGAUGAGUACUUAAAGGUACUGAACUUGUUCACUGAUUUUUGCUUAACUUCAUACCAUGAUCAGAAAAAGUGAAUUUUCACUGUUAGGUAAAUUACAACUGAAACUCGAAAAGUAGCCUACACAACAAUUUCUUAAGUAAUAUACCAAAGACAAGUGCAAGUGUUUGAUCAGGGGUUCCAAACACUGAUGAACAGCUGGAAGCACUUGGCCACAGGCCGAGUGCUUUUAUUGUUUCAAGGUGUUUGGAACCCCCAAUGAAACAUGGAGCACAAGUUUUUGAGAUGACUUCUCAACUGAAACAAUAAAAAAAAAUUGCAGUAUCAAGUAUUUGAGGUGAGAUCAAAACCAUGUUUCAUCUCAGAUCAAAACCCUUAAGAUUUUCAUCUGAGUGUUCAUUGGGUAUCAAAGUUCAUGCAUGUCACCCAAUUAUGCCUCAUUUAUUGGCUGUUGCCCUCAUGAAUUUGAGAAGCUACCCUCUAGUGCACCACCUGAAAUUCGCAUGAGUGGCAAAUAAAAAAUGGAUUAAAUAUUUUUUAAUUGCGAGAUUUUCAAUUGCUUAGAUAUGGGAAAUGACUAUAGACAAUUGUGUUUAAAUUAUUUUUUGGUAUUGAAGUUUUCUAUGGUGAGUUACAAUAUGAGUUAUCAAAAACAUGUUGUAGGCAUCAUCAGGGCUCUGCUCUGCUCUGGAAUUGGGUGUAAAAGUCAUAUUGUGCUCUAUUGCUUGUGGAUAACUAAUAUAAGCAUUUCCAAGAGAAAAGUCCCUGAAACAACAACAACAACAUCUUUUAUUUAAACACGGUGGGUUUUAAAGCUAAUAUUGCUUAUGGGGCCGUGUAAAAAAUGUUAAUAAAAUAAUAAAAAAUUAAAAUUUA